CUCACGCACGCACAGUGCGUGUCCAGCAGCAAUGACAUACGUAUAAAUGGUAUGAGGAUUCCAAGCAUUCCGAUAUUCAUUAUCCCUGUAUCCUAACAUCGUCUAUAUAACAUCACUCUUUAGUCCAAUAUUACCAGGAAUAUGUUGACCUACUUAACCCGCUUUGCAAUUGCUCUUGCUCUCGCAUUAUCUGUUCUCGGUGCUGUUAUCCCCGCAACGACAGUGACCGCGAUGCCCCUCGCGACCACGACUGCUCCUGUGUCCGCAAAACCACAUUAUAAGCAGCUUGACGGUGCUCUGUGGAAGAACAACGUUCACGAGAAGAUCUAUUCAUCUGAAGCACCUGCGGUGACUGCAGAAGGUGAUCUCUCAAAUACGUUAGAGUUGCAAGCUUUUACUGACACAGACUCUGUCACACCAGGUGAACUUGCCGCCGUUCGGCGGUCCGGGGAGCUUUGGAAGGGGAGAGAACAUGAAGAGGUAGUCCCAGUAAUGGGCCCCUCUCGCCGAUCUGGCGAACUAUGGAGAGGACUCGAACACGAAGAGAUAGCCCCAGCUGACCAGGCGCCCUCUCGCCGAUCCGGCGAACUCUGGAGGGGACUCGAACACGAAGAGAUAGCCCGAGGUAACCAGGCGUCCUCUCGCCGAUCCGGCGAACUCUGGCGCGGAUUAGAACACCAGGAGAUUUCCGCUUACCCUGAUGUUUGAGCUAUACCGUGUUAUCCUGAGUAAACUAUUGGUUAAUAUGACCGAGGACCUCGGCGUUAUCGGUGCGCUAAACCCGAAUGAAUCCGCUCUUGCUGUGCAAGCAGCGCUACGGUACACACUAGUUGGCUACUUGACUGGUUUUUUUUGGUAUAAUUAUUAAUAUCCAUUCUCCAGCGGGAGCCAAGAGCGCGCCCCACCUUGUAUACUUAUUCUUUAUUACUUUAAGUUAUUCAUAACCUGCUUGUAUCUGUACUUAGUACUUGUUAAAUAGUUGUUCAAAUGUAUUUGUUAGUUUGCUGAUGUGGAAAUAC
Suillus paluster is the source of this 1019-nucleotide messenger RNA. RefSeq lists its product as uncharacterized. The coding region runs from base 142 to 708 and encodes 188 amino acids. The record is from RefSeq and is a predicted model, not a curated record. The transcript has 2 exons. NCBI's taxonomy places the organism in Eukaryota, Fungi, Basidiomycota, Agaricomycetes, Boletales, Suillaceae.